AUGUUUCUUGGGCAAUGCCUAGCACUCCAGCUAUUGGAAUUUAUCGGUAGACAAUAUGAUGACGAAUUUGUUUCGAGAUACGUAAAAAGAAAUCAGGAACAUUUUUCCCUGGUUCCUGCUCCGGAUGGACAAGUAGCUUUUGAAAUAGAAGUCUUAAAUAAUAAAAUUAUUAAGAGUCCGGAAGAAGUUAGUGCCGAAGUUGUGAAAUACCUCAAGAACGCAGCUAGUGUCUAUUUAGGAGAAAACAUUACUAAGGCUGUAGUUUCUGUGCCUGCCUACUUCAGCAAUGCUCAAAGAAAAGCUACCAAGCAAGCAGCAGAGAUGGCUGGUUUAAAUGUCUUAAAGUUAAUAACAGAACCCACUGCUGCUGCUAUCCAUUACCUUUCCGAUAAACACAGAAGUGAUUCCAACAUAUUGACGUUUGAUUUUGGUGGAGGAACACUGGAUGUUUCUCUGAUAAACGUUAAAGAUAACACAUUUGAGGUGAAAGCCGUUUAUGGUGAUACAUUGCUUGGGGGUAGAGAUUUUGACAAAAUUCUGUUUCAAUAUUUUUGUAAA
Anoplophora glabripennis (Asian longhorned beetle) is the source of this 558-nucleotide messenger RNA. RefSeq names its product 78 kDa glucose-regulated protein-like. The record is from RefSeq and is a predicted model, not a curated record. Gene Ontology annotation, cellular component: cytoplasm. The transcript has 2 exons. Gene Ontology annotation, biological process: cellular response to unfolded protein; protein refolding. The annotation marks the transcript as partial. Gene Ontology annotation, molecular function: heat shock protein binding; ATP hydrolysis activity; ATP binding. Lineage: Eukaryota; Metazoa; Arthropoda; Insecta; Coleoptera; Cerambycidae.